AAAUGAGAAGAUAGAAAGGGGAAUAAAAACCCAAAGAGGAAAGGUAUAAAUGGAAGCGGGGUGGCGACAAUGUGUCAUACAUGAUCACCAUAUCAACACAUUGCCGUACAUAAUCCGUACUCCUGUCGGGCCGUACACAUGCAAAAGCCAUGCUUUUGCAAAGCUUACCUCAUGAUGUAUCCUUGUCAUCAUCUGGGAUCUCAUCCAGCAUUCUGGAUAGCCAUUAUAAUUGCUUUGUUUGCUCCUCUUGCGUUUAUAAAUGGUGCGAUUCUGUAAGCCUAAGGAUGGAGGAAAUUGUACGACGACCAGUACGGCCAAUCAGCUUCCUCUCUAUGGAGGGGACCUGGUGUACAUAUACUCUGUGUAGUGGUAUAUCUGUUUAUAUGGGUGAUACAUUUCUAAACAGUGUUAUAGUGGCCAGGAGGUCUUUGAAAAUGUAGCUGAGGUAAUGUACCAGCGUACGGUACACGGCUAUGAGACCUGUACGGCUGUGAGUGAUGUACGGCAGCCCAUGGCGGCCUGGUCGUAGGCAUAAGGUAUAGGCAAAUGGCCCUAAAGGUGGCCGGCCAGCUAGCUGAGGCAGCCGUAGUGGUUUUGUUGGGGUUGUGUUUAUAUUUGCGAAACCCUAAGUUCGCUGCUAGUAGCCCCCGACGUAGUGGUCCCUCCAAGCAGGGCAUAGCGGACGGGAGGGCCUUAUCUCCCCCAGCUGCGAGCCUGGCGGCGUUGCUACAGGGCCCCGCCGUACGGAUGCUAUCUGCGGGCCUUAUGCUAGGCAGCGGCCUGGGGGUAGUCCUACCCGAGGGGUUUCACGCUUUCGCGGAGGGGUCCAGGGGGGGCCCGCACACCGGAUUUCCGGAGUGGUUCUCUGGCGCAGCGCUGCUGGCGGGCUUCGUGGGCAUGCUGGUGCUGCAGCUGCAGCUCCAGGGGGGUAACCACACACACGAACGCCCGGCAGUAGCAGUAGCAGGAACAGGAACAAGAGCAGUAGCGGGAUGGAGGGCACCGGAUGAGGAAGGUGCAGACGCAGGAUCAGGAGGACGCGGCGCUGAAGUCGUGAAUGUAAACGGUGAUGGCGACGGCGCCGACGGUAGCUACAGCCAAAGCAAUGGAGGCUGGCGGCGGCGACGGGAAGGCGGCUAUAAAGCCCUGCCGUCCGCAGUAGCAGCGGAUGUUGAGGUGGCGGCGGCGGGGCGUUACGUACCGUUGCCGCCAGCAUCGGCUGUAGCGACCGUGCCCGGGGCGGCACCGGGGUUAUUGGAGCUAAGUCGGCGGCACGGGGGAAGCAGCGGCGCCGCCGCCCAUGUAUCAGUGUCGGAAGAGCCGCCGACGUCGGAUUCGUACACGUGUACGGCCGAUACGCUGCAGCCGUCGGCGUCAACGCCAUCGAAGCCCGCUUGUAGUGCCUGUAGCAACUCGCCCUCCUUUCCCGUGGCUAUUCGUGACGGCAACUUGCGCAUUGCCGCUACCGCCGCCUCCGCAACCGUUGCGACUGCCGCCGUCGCGCGCGCCGGUGGUGCCGGCGGCGGCGGCGGCGGCGUGUCAUCUGCACAGUUGGCUCUCGUGGGGUUGCUAACCCAUUCGACGGCGGAUGGCCUGGCGGUUGGGGCCGCCAGCAUCGGCGGCGGCGGCGGCGGCGGCCCGUCGGCGCUGAGCUUGACGGUGGCAGCCGCCAUCAUGAUGCACAAAUUGCCUGUCACGUUGGGCCUUACGUCGUACCUCCGGGAGGCGGGCUGGCGGAGGCGCAGUGUACUGCAAGCUCUGAUCGCUUUUAGCGCGUCCGCGCCCGUUGCCGCGGUGGCUACCUUCUACCUGCUCGGAUUGCUGCUCACGCCUGGCGGGGGCGGCGGCGGCGGCGGCGGCACCGACGUCGGCGUCGGCGGUCAGGUUGUGGCGCUUGUCGUACUCUUUUCGGGGGGAACUUUCCUGGCGGCGGCGACACAGCACAUAUUGCCGGCGGCGCUGGCGGCGGCAGGGGCGGUGCCGCCGCCAUCGUCAGGCAGCGACAGCAGCGGCGGCAGCAGCGGCGGCGUAAUAGAGAGCAAUAGCAGGCUGGAAGCGCAGGAGGAAUCUGCGGCUAUGAAUGCGCUGGACGGAAGACGAGAAGCAGGCAAUACGGUGACGGUGGCUGCGGUCAGGGGUGGCGGCGGAUUGUCAUUAAUAUGGUUGACGGUUGGGGCUUUGUUACCACUUCUUAUCGCUGCAUUGCUCCCUGACUAA
This is a messenger RNA of Volvox carteri f. nagariensis, 2217 nucleotides long. RefSeq lists its product as uncharacterized. The record is from RefSeq and is a predicted model, not a curated record. Gene Ontology annotation, molecular function: metal ion transmembrane transporter activity. Bases 547 to 2217 code for a protein of 556 amino acids. The transcript is spliced from 6 exons. NCBI's taxonomy places the organism in Eukaryota, Viridiplantae, Chlorophyta, Chlorophyceae, Chlamydomonadales, Volvocaceae. Gene Ontology annotation, cellular component: membrane. Gene Ontology annotation, biological process: transmembrane transport; zinc ion transport.